Messenger RNA from Carassius gibelio (silver crucian carp), 572 nucleotides. Its product is annotated as histone H2B-like. Gene Ontology annotation, cellular component: nucleosome. Bases 20 to 394 code for a protein of 124 amino acids. The transcript has a single exon. The record is from RefSeq and is a predicted model, not a curated record. Lineage: Eukaryota; Metazoa; Chordata; Actinopteri; Cypriniformes; Cyprinidae. Gene Ontology annotation, molecular function: structural constituent of chromatin; protein heterodimerization activity; DNA binding.
UUAAAUCGGAAACAUCAUCAUGCCUGAUCCAGCAAAGUCCGCGCCGAAGAAAGGCUCCAAGAAGGCCGUCACCAAGACCGCCGUGAAAGGAGGAAAGAAGCGCAGAAAGUCCAGGAAGGAGAGCUACGCCAUCUACGUGUACAAAGUGCUGAAGCAGGUUCAUCCUGACACCGGGAUCUCUUCGAAGGCGAUGGGCAUCAUGAACUCUUUCGUCAACGACAUCUUCGAGCGCAUCGCCGGUGAGUCGUCUCGUCUCGCUCACUACAACAAGCGCUCCACCAUCACUUCCCGAGAGAUCCAGACCGCCGUGCGUCUGCUGCUGCCCGGGGAGCUGGCCAAACACGCCGUGUCCGAGGGCACCAAGGCCGUCACCAAGUACACCAGCUCCAAGUAGAGCAGUCCGACCCCGAGACACACCCCAAAGGCUCUUUUAAGAGCCACCCAGCUUCUCUUUAAAAAGAUCAAGUGCUGUCUUUGUUCAAAAUGUAGUUAAUAAAUUAAAUAGUCGAUGUCACCUUUGUAUGUUUAAAUCUAUCGUUAUAGGUGAGUCAUAAAAGGUUUGCCAAAAUAUA